UUUCCUGAGCUUUCAAUUAUAUUUUAGUAGAAAUAUUAUGAGGAAAGGAAUUAUGAAAUAUCAACAAACAAUGCCCGAUUCAGUCAUUUUCCUUCGAAAGAUAUGCAAUAAUCCUUUGAUGAGGAGAUCUAUCCCCUCAGGAUAUGUAUUAUUCUUAGUUCAAUAGUUUAUACCGCUUCUCUCCAUUCUGAAUUAGCUAUUACUUGUUGCUGCAAUCAACAAGGAAUCAACAGUAACAUAAAUAAUUGACAUUAUCGUCGUUUUGCAUUGACAAUGAUAUCUCUCCCGUUUGCUUCGAUGGCAUCUCUUUCUUAAUAUCAUGCCCAGUAUUGCCCGUUGGCAUAUUGUGUAUUCUAUUAAAUCAGCUGUUAUAAUUAUUUGUAUCACUCAUCCUCGGGCAUCUCUUGUUUCUAAACCUUGUUUCUGUUUGUAAACCGAGUCUGUCGAAGACGCCUCAAAUAUAUAAUUAUUUAUAUCACUCAUCCUCGGGCGUCUCUUGUUUCUGUUUGUAAACCGAGUCUAUCGAAGACGUCUCAAAUAUCCAAUUCUUAUCGAAGCGUGUAAACGUGGAUUCCUUCCAUUUUCGUGAAUUUUACUGAGAUUUGCUACUGCUAUUACGUUGAGCGUAUUAAAUAUUGUAUGUAAUAAUCAUUUACAUGUCAUUUCGAUUAAAAAAUUAUCGAUAUCAGUAAUGACGAGUAGUGCGCGCCUGGACGGAAACCUUCACCGGAAACUUUCGACGAGCGACCGUCAUCGAGUGGACGGAAACUUUCGUGUUGCGACGCGCAGCCACAGAGCAACGUGGCGUGUUGGCAGCACACGACCACACCGUAAUCCGUGGGUCGCGAAUCUAAUCCGCUUUUGGUGCUGCCGGAGGCGCGAUAAUGCACAGGAGUUGUCCAGGCGAACGCAAAGCUGCGCGGUACCUCUCAACGACAGGAACGGCCGUUACACGGCAUUAAAUCACGGGUCGAAAUCUGUCAGCGAGGAUGGGGUUGAGUACAUGGAAAUGGAGAAGAGAUCCCGCGAUCGUGCUUUAUCAAUCUGCCGAGACUAUAUAGAGAAAACGCCACGUUUUAUGCUCAUCAAGCAGCUCAAUAACAUCGGAUCGAGAGUAGAUAAAUACUGGUUCAUGGUGAGGGACACAUCGCUGAAGACGGACAGAUUAUUAACUUUGGUACCAUUGAAUCGAAAUUGUCCGCUAACUGUCUGUCCCUCCACUAAGGACAUCUUGAACAAUCUAUUCCUGGCCUUACAACAUCCCUACAUCUGUCCUGUCUUUCACGUCGAUUUUCUCGAGUAUGAGGACCAAAUGUACAUUGUCCUGGUGCAGCCUAUCAACCAGGGUAGCCUCAAAGACUUAGUAUACGGCAUCGAGCGAAAUUGCUGGAACGAGGAUUGGACUCACAAGUAUGCUGCACGGGGUAAAGGACUUACACUACCACAAGUGCAACGAAUGGGACGGCAGAUAUUGGAAGCGCUGAUAUUUCUGAAAGAACGAGGAUUUCCUACGGUGACUCAUCUCCAUUCGGGUAAUGUGGUGAUUCAGAACGGUGUCGCCAGACUGGCUGGUCUGGAGAACACUCUUCUCGGCUUCACUAGUCGCAUACAUCCUAUUGUGACAUCCCGAUUAACGCACGCCACUUCAAUCGAUAUUAUAUGUUUCGGGCAUAUGCUAUUCGAAAUGUGCGCCGGCUACGAAUUAUGUACUUUCAAACCAUCCGCCGUCCAGCUAUCAGACAUCGAAAUGUAUCCGCAGGUCGUAAGGUUUCUCAAUUUAAUAUUCACGGAGUCGGAAAAUCAUUUUACCAGCAUAGAAGAGUUGCUCAUCCAUGAUCUCUUUAGAAAUAUCGAUCUCCGUGAGAUGCGAUGCGCAGCUGUAACUGUAUUUCGUCCGACCUUAACACCCUCCAUAAUGAGCUUGCUCGAUGGCAUUAAACGACAAGACGCCGGAAAAGGAAUUACGAGUAUCAACAACGAAGACGGUAUAUCGCUGAACAGCUUCGACGGAUCCUUACUCACGCAGAUAUACAACGAGCUUUCACAAACAGCUUUAUAACGUGGGAACAAAAUCUUAUAUAUACGUAUAUUUUAUCUCAAAAAACUGCACGUUCCUAUUAUAUUUGCAAAGUGCCAAGGAAACGAUUAUCCUGUUGCUAAAAUCUAUUAUAUUAUGUAUUAUAAUAUAAAGCGCAUGUCACAUAGAAUUUGUACAAUAACGUUGUAAUGAUUUGUGCUUUCUUCGUGUUAGUCGCGCUUAACCGAUACAGAUACCAAAAAAGAAAUUGUCAGCCGUUAAAAAAAAAA
Pogonomyrmex barbatus (red harvester ant) is the source of this 2307-nucleotide messenger RNA. It is a transcript of the gene Slob, whose product is annotated as Slowpoke binding protein. Lineage: Eukaryota; Metazoa; Arthropoda; Insecta; Hymenoptera; Formicidae. The record is from RefSeq and is a predicted model, not a curated record.